UCUUGGUUGCCAGGGGUAACCGGUGUACACUUCUGCAGUUCGUGUUGUAUCUCUGAAUAGCCGCCUGUUCAGCUUCAGUAACUGAACCCGCCAGGUUACGUUUUUCUUAUUUAGUAGUGUCAUAUAAGACAACAUAAGGAGAAACUUUGAAGAUCAUUUUUUCCUUCAUUUGUUUUUUUUUUUGUCAAUGGCGUUUAAGUUAUAGGGGGACUUUUACAACGGUUACUCUGAAAACAAUGCCUGUGCCACAUAAAACAGGAACCGUGAAAUCCAAGCAGGGCUCAAGUCAAAUCCCACCCAAUACGGUCAAGCCACUCCCUGCAAAGCUUGCAAAACCUGCAGGGAAGAAGAAGGAUGACGAUGAUGGGACUGAGAUGGGUGAUGGGACGGAAGAGUGGAUGCAGGGGAAGACUCUUAUCAAACCACCUGACCAGCUGGAACUCACUGAAGCUGAGCUGAAAGAGGAGUUCACCAGGAUUUUGACAGCAAACAAUCCACAUGCUCCCCAGAAUAUUGUUCGCUACAGCUUCAAAGAACGUGCAUAUAAACCCAUCAGCAGUGUUGACCAGCUGGCUGUUCAUUUCUUACUGGAUGGUAAUAUGCUGCACAAGGACUCUGAUGAAGCCAGGCGACAAAGAGCCAAACAGGGUGUCCAGGAAGAAAUAACUACCAUUGAGUCUGCAACAGCAGAGGCUGAAGAAGAAAAGGCAGAAACUCCGGCUGGUGGGGAAGAGAUUGGAGAAUCAGAGGAAGGAGGCAGUGGGGAGCGUGCCGACAGUGCUGAAAUCACAAACAAGAAGGAACAGAAACUCACCAAUCAGUUUAACUUCAGUGAUAGAGCCUCCCAGACAUUGAACAACCCCCUAAGGGAAAGAGGAUCGCAGACUGAACCCCCUCCUCGAGCCAAUUUCUUAGCAACAGCCAGUCAGUGGGACAUUUAUGAUGCCUAUGUGGAGGAGCUGCAGAAGCAAGAGAAGAACAAGGAAAAGCAGAAGGCAGCCCCAACUAAAAAGGAGGAGGAAAAAAACAAAAAGAAGCUGAUGGUGACUGAGACACAGAGUGAUGACAUCUCAAAGGUGGGAAAGGUGGCCAAAAUCAUUGAACGAAUGGUGAACCAGAAUACAUUUGAUGACAUUGCACAGGAUUUCAAAUAUUUUGAAGAUGCAUCUGAUGAGUUCAGGGAACAGGAGGGCACUCUGCUCCCACUGUGGAAAUUCCAGUAUGACAAGGCAAAAAGAUUAGCUGUGACUGCCCUCUGCUGGAAUCAGACUUACAAAGACUUUUUUGCAGUGGGACAUGGAUCCUAUGACUUCACCAAGCAGGGACGUGGGAUGCUACUGUUCUACACCCUCAAGAACUCAACUUUUCCCGAAUACAUUUUCCCCACUCACAGUGGCGUGAUGUGCCUGGACAUCCAUCAAGGAUGCCCCUACCUGGUAGCAGUAGGCUUCUACGACGGUUGUGUAGCUGUGUACAACCUGAAGGAAGAGGGCGAGCAGCCAACAUAUAGAAGCACAGCAAAGACUGGGAAACACACUGACCCUGUCUGGCAGCAGGCAACCCUUGUGGCAGUGUUUGCCGUGACAGGCGCUCGGUCACUUUCCAUUGCUGCUUCACCUACCCUGCUGUCCUUUUGCCCAUGGGUCCUGCUGUGUAGGAGCCAGUGCAGAUCUUUUACUAGAAGCAUACUGCCAAGCCACACUGCUUGUCUGUAUAUGUCUCUAGCUGUUUGUGUGAGUGGAAAAUUCUGUCAACAGACUGAUUGCCCCCAGGUAAAGUGGCAGAAAGAUGAUAUGGACAACAAUCAUAACUUCUUUUCAGUGUCCUCUGAUGGUCGAGUUGUGUCUUGGACUCUUGUGAAGAAUGAACUGGUUUACACAGAUAUCAUCAAACUGUCUGGGGAAGGCGCAGUGAUGGACGGGCCUGAGGGACUGCAGCUGCAAACCAUGGCAUGUGGAACAUCCUUUGACUUCCACAAACAAAUUGACUACCUCUUCUUGGUAGGAACAGAGGAAGGAAAAAUACACAAGUGUUCCAAAGCCUAUUCCAGCCAGUUCUUGGAGACCUAUGAUGCCCAUAACAUGGCUGUGGAUGCAGUACGUUGGAACCAUUUCCACCCUAAAGUCUUCAUUUCUUGCAGCUCUGACUGGACUGUAAAGAUCUGGGACCACACCAUUAACACCCCAAUGUUCACUUUUGACCUGAAUUCAGCAGUUGGAGAUGUGGCCUGGUCACCAUAUUCAUCCACUGUAUUUGCUGCUGUAACUACAGAUGGCAAGGUGCAUGUGUUCGACCUGAGCAUUAAUAAAUAUGAGGCCAUCUGUGAGCAACCUGUUGUGGCCAAGAAGAAGACCAAGCUGACACAUAUUGAGUUUAACCCGGUCCAUCCCAUCAUCAUUGUGGGGGAUGACCGGGGGUACGUCACCAGUCUCAAGCUUUCACCCAACCUGCGGAAAAAACCCAAGGAGAAGAAAGGACAGGAAGCGCCGAAGGGCCCAGAGGUGGAAAUUGCCAAGAUGGAAAAACUCCUGAGUUUGCUGAGGGAGCCUGACAACUCUGGCAAAAACUGAAGAUCAGAGGAAGGCAAAGAGAACACAUGAAUCCCCCAGACACUCCAAAACCCAAGCUGCAUUUUAUAAGAAAAAAUAGUAGAUGCUAAGUAAAGGAUGCACAAAAGAA
This is a messenger RNA of Lepisosteus oculatus (spotted gar), 2679 nucleotides long. RefSeq names its product dynein, axonemal, intermediate chain 1, paralog 2 (gene dnai1.2). Gene Ontology annotation, biological process: cilium movement; outer dynein arm assembly. Gene Ontology annotation, molecular function: dynein light chain binding; dynein heavy chain binding. NCBI's taxonomy places the organism in Eukaryota, Metazoa, Chordata, Actinopteri, Semionotiformes, Lepisosteidae. Gene Ontology annotation, cellular component: outer dynein arm. The record is from RefSeq and is a predicted model, not a curated record.